CUUUCUCUGAUGAUCAGUAGACUACCGGACAUGGCUGCGUCCGCAGGGGCAACUGGCGCACUGCUGCUUUUUGUGGCGGCGAGCGCGCUCUCUGGCGGUGCUACGGUCGUUCAUCUGACGGAGAUGUACGGCACCAUCCAGUCGCCGAACUUCCCCGAGUCCUACCCGAAGGAAUCCGAGAUCCAGUGGAACAUUAGCGUGCCAGAUGGAUUCCAGAUCCGGCUGUACUUCGUGCAUUUUGAUUUGGAGCCCUCCUACCUCUGCGAGUAUGACUAUGUGAAGGUGUUGUAUGAUCAGGAUGUGUUAGCGGUGUUCUGUGGUAAGGAGAGCACGGACACGGAGCAGGUUCCCCGUGAUGACGUCAUCACUUCGGUGGGGAGCGCGCUCAGUGUGGUCUUCCGCUCUGACUUCUCCAAUGAGGAACGCUUCUCUGGCUUUGAGGCUCAUUACAGCGCAGUGGAUGUAGACGAGUGUGUGGAGAGGAAUGAUGAGGAGCUGGUGUGUGACCAUGUGUGCCAUAACUACAUCGGCGGCUACUACUGCUCCUGUCGCUAUGGUUACCUCCUGCACUCCGACAUCCGUACCUGCAAAGUGGAGUGCAGUGAUGCUGUGUUGACAGAGCGUAGUGGUGCAAUCUCCAGUUCGGACUACCCGCGUGCGUACCCCAAAAGCUCAGACUGUCUGUACCGCAUUGCCCUUGAAGAAGGCUUCUCCAUCACUCUCACCUUCCUGCAGCCCUUUGACAUCGAAGACCACCCGGAAGUCACCUGCCCCUACGACUACCUGAAGAUUAUGGUGGGACACAGGGAGUGGGGGCCCUUCUGUGGCAAUCGCCCCCCCGGCCUUAUCGAGACAGGAAGUAACAAUGUCAGCAUCCUGUUUCACAGCGACAACUCUGGAGAGAACCUCGGAUGGAAACUCACCUAUGCAGCCACAGGAAGUGAGUGUUCUGUGCCUACAGCACCUCUUUUUGGCCAACUGGAGCCACUGCAGCCAAAGUACAGUUUCAAAGACCACGUGCUGGUAACAUGUGACACUGGCUACGUACUGCUGAAGGAUGGAGAGGCAAUGGAGCAUCACCAGAUGACCUGCAUGAAGGACGGCACCUGGAGCAGCGAGGUCCCCCCCUGCACACUGGUAGACUGUGGUACUCCAGAGGUGAUAGUGAGAGGGCAUGUGGUGUUCCAUGGACCAGGCAACAGCACACUGUUCGGUGCGAGCUUCCACUACCGGUGCCCAGAGGACCCAAACAGUGCCAUCCCAACACCACCACCUGAGUCUGUGCCAGCGCCUGCUGACGCCCCCCCAACUGCCCUCAGCUCUGAUCCAACACCCUCUAGCCCCGCCCCCACUCAGUCAGCCACACCUCCUGCUGAGCAGGCCUCACACUCCCCCACGCCUCUAAAGAACGGUACAUAUGUGUGUGGCGGGAGUGGCAAGUGGACUAAUGCUGAACUAGGAACAAAACUGCCCUCCUGCCUCCCAGCCUGUGGUGAGCCGUCUCAGCCGUUCCCCUCCGUAAUGAAGCGCAUUGUGGGCGGGCGCGUGGCCACGUGGGGCCAGUUCCCGUGGCAGGCCCGGCUGUCGGUGUGGGACGCGUCCCGUGUGCCCGAGGGCCGCUGGUUCGCUAGCGGGGCGCUGCUCUCCCCCAACUGGGUGCUGACGGCAGCUCACGUGCUGCGCUCGCCACGCCGACAUCCCUCCGUGGUUGCCGUGGCACCCAGUGCUGUGCGGGUUCUGCUGGGACUGCUUGACCUACGACGCCCCCUGCAGGCCUCCAGCCACAGCGUGAGUCGUCUGCUGCUCCACCCACGCUUUGACCCGACCAACUACCGCCACGACAUCGCCCUGCUACGGCUGGCCCAGCCUGCCCCCUACUCCCCGCUGGUGCGGCCCGUAUGCCUACCCCCGCCCUGGACAGAGGGACAGCCGCCACAGCCCCCCCCAAACACCCUGGCAGUGGUGGCCGGGUGGGGAGUCGUGGCCAGCAACGGGACCAUGGAGGAGGCAGGGAUGGGGGCUAAUGUGGGUGGGGUCUCCUCUGUGCUGCGCUAUGUGCGUCUGCCGGUAGUGGAGCAGGCGGAGUGUGAGGCCAGCUACGCAUCACGAUCACGAUCCUACAACAUCAGCAGUGGCAUGUUCUGCGCCGGCUUCUACGAGGGGGGGCGCGACACCUGCCAGGGGGAUAGCGGAGGUGCGCUGGUGACGCAGGACCCCUGGACAGGCCGCUGGGUGGCCCAGGGCCUUGUGUCUUGGGGGGGGCCCGAGGAGUGCGGAUCGAGAAGGGUCUACGGCGUCUACACGCGUGUCGCCAAGUACGCACGCUGGCUGCAUGACAGCAUGGGUGUCGAGUCCUGGUGGUGACUACAUAACUUCUAACGUCCUGACCCCAUGAGCUCCGUGACCCCUGAACUCCUGCCUCCUUUGUGUUCAUGACCUCUUAGCUCUUGGCCCCUGUCAGGGGGUGUUCACUCGCGGAACUAGCUACUAGCCACAAAUGGCUAACCCUAAUCCGAAUAAGUGCAAAAUGAAUGGGUGUCAAUGGGCUUUCUACUAUUAUAAUUUGUGUGAUUUAAAAAAAAAAAAUUGCCCUGAAAUAUUAAUAUUCAGUAUGGAGCUAAAAUAAUGAGUAGCCUUUCGAUUAUUUUGCGCAACUAGAUUAUUAUAUACUGGGACACAAAGCUCAAUAUUUAUGAGGCCAAACCCAUAAACAUUAGCGGGAUGCUAGCGAGUACAGGUCGAAAUCUUCUUUCCUGCUGUAAAACUAGACACCUGAAAGAUUUGAUAAUACAGCCUAUUAUUAAACAUAGUGCUUACCAGGAAUAUUUUGUUGAUGAGAUUUGUGACUGGAAAUUGCAGUAGCAAUGUACUAUAUUUAGCAUAUGGGCUCCCUUUUCCAUUCCAUACUUUUUCCCACAUGAAAGACUUACCGACGCUCGCCAACUAGUGGACACUCAAUCGGAACGGCAGUAUGCAAUCAAAGCUAACUGGCUACAAUGGGAACCAAUCAGACUGAAUCUUCUCCCUAUAUUCUAAUUUCUCUGCCCCUGUACACCUGUGACACCUAUGCUGUGACCUUUUGACUCCCUUGAACAUGGGUGCUGAGAGCUAGUGGUGAUCCCAUGGCUCUUGGAUUUCUGACCCCUGUGCACCUGUAGUGCCCUAAACUGUGACUUUUUGACCUCUAUCAUGUGAAGAGCACGAGCGCUGCUGGUGCCCUUGUGACUUCUGAACUCUUCACCCCUAAGACUCUUGAGCUGCCCCUAUUCCACUGUUAUGACCCCUGUGAGGAGCACUUUAGCACUGUCGAUGAUCCCCUGACAUCUGAACCCUUUACCCCCAAACCUGGGACCACUGUGGCCCCUAAGCCCUGACCCCUUAACCCCUAUCAUAACCCCUGUAAUGGCACAAAUACACCAGACUAGAGAGACACUGCGCAACGUAAGUAAUUGACUUUGUAUGGAGUUGCUGGCGACAGAAGAGACAAAUGUGAUUUGGGUGACAAGAGACGACUUGAGCGACAGUUUGUAGGUGAACUUCAGUGAAUAUCAUGCUAAUUAGCUAUAAUGUGGCCGCUGCAGCCAAUUGGAGUCCGGAAUGCUUGCAUUCUGCUUUUAAUGGGCAUACUAUAUUGCUUCCAUCGCACAUGUCUCUCUUGCUAUGAAAACAUCCCAGCGACUCUUUGUAAAUUAGGUCUCCUCUGGUGUGUUCGCGGGGUAAGACGCCUCUGAUAGUGAUCUCUGGAGCCUGAGAUAAUGGCCACUUCUUACUUUGCUAUGUCACUCAUCACUAUACCAUUGUGUAGUUGUGUAUUGUUAUUGCUGUAAAAUACAGAUCAAGACACAGCCUUUAAGCACACUAUCCACCAACCUCACUAAUAUCACCUUCAUGUUAGCUCUUCAGUACUUGUUAACUAUUCAUCCUCACUGAGAUUAUGUUCUAUGCAGAGGUGGCGGAAGUAAAAGUAGAGGUAAAAAAAAAACUAAACCUGUCAUAUUUUCCUUCCAUCACAAGUAACUUCAUUGAGUAACAGGUCUACAGUUACUAUAGAUGUACCUGAUUCUGUGUAGGUGGGAUCAAAUUUGGGAGGCUUUUCCACAACAACAUUGAGUCAUCUCAUUAGGAACAAUGGAAUAACUGGUCUAUCUGCUAUGCAAUAUUACGCGCUCUUGUACUUACACCUUAACUUCACUUUUAUUUUUACUUUGGUUACCUCUGGUUCUAUGCCAUUAAACAUUCUGUGCAUAAUACCACCUGUGAACAUGACUUUUAUACAAUUAAAAUACACGUUUUAAUCUUC
Molecule: messenger RNA, 4300 nt
Organism: Engraulis encrasicolus (European anchovy)
Lineage: Eukaryota; Metazoa; Chordata; Actinopteri; Clupeiformes; Engraulidae
Gene: masp1
Product: MBL associated serine protease 1
Exons: 13
Coding region: 10-2364 (784 amino acids)
Biological process (GO): proteolysis; complement activation
Cellular component (GO): extracellular region
Molecular function (GO): calcium ion binding; serine-type endopeptidase activity
Source: RefSeq, a predicted model, not a curated record